Molecule: messenger RNA, 4491 nt
Organism: Sordaria macrospora k-hell
Lineage: Eukaryota; Fungi; Ascomycota; Sordariomycetes; Sordariales; Sordariaceae
Biological process (GO): carbohydrate metabolic process
Molecular function (GO): chitin binding; hydrolase activity, hydrolyzing O-glycosyl compounds
Source: RefSeq, a predicted model, not a curated record
AUGAAGACGCACCUCUACGCCCUCUUAGCCUCGGGGGCAGUGGGGGCAGCGAGAGCAGCCGGCGGCUUCGUGGCCACAGGUCAGUCCUCUGAGUCUGGUGUAUCCUCGAGUUCUUUCGUCAACGGCAUCACCGAAACAGACGACGAUCUCGACAAAUGGCUCUCCUCCGUCCAGGCCCAGCCUCUUGACGCCCUCAAGGCAUGCCCCAUUUUGUGCAGAGAAGCCGGGGACGACCCCUGGUUCCUGUUCCCGGACGCGGACCAGUUGGCCUCGUGCAAGGAGACCAUGUUGCUCAAUGUGGUUGUCCAGAUGGCCGAGGUCAAGGACAUGCCCACCAUCAUCAGGGCCUGCACAGCAGAUUACGACACUUCCAGGUCCAUGAGGGUGGCUUUCGUGCCCGAUGAGACCAAGGCAUCGCUCUGUACCACCGCCAACAAGGUGCUGGAGGAUACCUUCAUCUCCAUUCACCGCCCCGCCAAAAACGGCGAGUUCUCGCCGGGCCAUCUGCUGUCGGCUGGUCGUCAGGUCAAGAGCUAUCUUGCCUCCCAGAAGCCGUCGUGCUCCAACAACGCCAUGGCCUUUGGCUACUCACAGACGUCGGUCAUCGGUAUUUUUGCCGGCGCUGAAGUGCACCAGCACGGUGUGACAGCAGAUGUCCUUCAGCAAUUCCUCGACCAUGUUGAGAGCGAGUCGGUCUCUGGAACCACCGUGGUGCAGUUGUGCGGUGCCAAAGAUCGUGGUGCCGACUACAGCAUUGGCAUCGUCGCCAGCAGUGUCAAGAAUCUCGAUUUCGUCCAGGACGUGGUCAAGAAAUGGGCUGAUGGCAAAUGUGUCUCCGAGUCCCAGGUGGGCGCCGGCGAGGACUGGAUGCCCGUCACGCUGCGCGUUCCUGUUCCCUUGGAGGAGUUGUCCAAUCAUAUGAACGGCACCAUCUCCAACAGCACCACCAACUAUCGUCGUUCUGCGCCUGGUGAUAUCUCGGCCAGGUUCGCCCGGCUCAGCCCCCGAGCUGAUUGCACCGUCACUACCGUCCAGGCCGGCGAGGGUUGCGUGGCUGUGGCCCAGAGAUGUGGCAUCUCGCAGACUAAACUGCAGAACUACAACCGCGCCAACCUCUGCAACUCACUUGUUCUGAACGAGCGCGUCUGCUGCAGCACGGGCACUCUCCCCAGUACCCUUCCUGCCGGGAACUCUGAUGGCACGUGUAAGACGCGCCAGGUUGUUUUGGGCGACGACUGUGCCUCAUUGGCCAACAAAUGCGGAAUUACCGGCGAUGACUUCACCAAGGCGAAUCCUCAGUCCGGGCUUUGCUCCAAACUGUCCGAAGGUCAGCAUGUGUGCUGCAGUCAGGGUGACCUUCCCAACCUGAGGCCCAAGAAGGGUGCCGAUGGCUAUUGUGCCGUCUAUCGAACCAAGAAGGAUGACAACUGUGCCAAGAUUGCUGCCAGCAACAUGCUUAGCUUGACCCAAGUGGAGAACUUCAACAAGAACACAUGGGGUUGGAAUGGCUGCAAGUUGCUUUAUCCCGAUUUCAACAUGUGCGUCAGCGACGGAGCUGCGCCGAUGCCUGCUAUUGUUCCUAACGCGGUCUGUGGUCCAACCAUGAACGGCACCGUCCAGCCCCCCGCGGGGACCAACAUCAGCAUGUUGAACCCGUGCCCUCUCAACGUGUGCUGUAAUAUUUGGGGGCAAUGCGGUAUGACGGAUGAUUUCUGUGUCCCUUCCCAGUCCGAGACUGGUGCUCCCGGUACUGCAGCUCCCGGCAAGUACGGAUGCAUCAGCAACUGCGGCAGAGAUAUCAUUAAGGGCUCCGCGCCGGCAGAGCAUUUCAAACUUGGCUACUUUGAGGGCUGGAACUUUGGCCGCAAGUGCUUGCAUAUGGAUGCUAGCCAAAUCGACACAAGCGCCUAUACCCACAUUCACUUUGCUUUCCCCAACGUUACGGCAGGCGAUUUCCGCAUCGAGAUUACCGACCCGUUAGUUAAGAAGCAGUUUGAACGUUUCAAGAAGCUUCAGGGUGUCAAGAAGGUUCUAUCUCUAGGCGGCUGGGACUUCAGUGCGCUGCCCGGGACCUUUAUGAUCCUCCGAGAGGCUGCCCAGCCAGCCAACCGCGACCUAUUCAAGCGCAACAUCAUCUCCUUCCUUAACGAGCACAACCUUGAUGGCAUCGAUCUUGACUGGGAAUACCCAGGUGCCCCUGACAUCCCGGACAUUCCCGCUGACGAUCCGGUAAGCGGUCUCAACUACUAUAGACUCUUGGCCAGCAUUAAGGCCGAGCUCGGCAGUUCCAAGACAGUUUCGUUCGCCGCGCCGGCGUCGUUCUGGUACCUCCGCGCCUUUCCAAUCAAGCAAAUGGCCCAGGCUCUCGACUAUAUCGUCUACAUGAGUUACGAUCUCCACGGUCAAUGGGACGCCGGCAACAAGUGGACUUCCCCUGGCUGCCCGACGGGCAAUUGCUUGCGGUCCCAUGUUAAUGAGACUGAGACUAGGGACGCGCUCUCCAUGAUUACCAAGGCGGGUGCCCCUUCCAACAAGGUGCUCGUCGGUGUCUCUAGUUACGGACGGUCCUUCAAGAUGGCCCAGGCUGGGUGUGAUGGCGAGGACUGCUUCUUCACGGGUGAUAACGGCAACUCCAAUGCUGCCAAAGGUCGGUGUACGGACACCUCUGGAUACAUUUCAAACGCCGAGAUCAACCAGAUCAUCGCUCAAGGCAGGGUCAACAAGCGCUACACCAAAGAAGGUUCCAACAUCAUGGUGUAUGAUAACACAGAGUGGGUGGCCUGGAUGGACGACGCGAUGAAGGCCACGAGAACCGAGUUUUACCACUCGUACAAUUUCCUGGGCACCACUGAUUGGGCAAUCGAUCUGCAAGAUUGGUAUGGCGACGCCAGUCUAGACGAGGACGAUGUCGAAGUCGUUUAUCUGGGGACCGAGGUGUACAGCGAAAGGACCGCCACCUGUACGCCGCCUUGCCGUUUUGUCCUGCCACCCAGCUCACUCCCGGCACCAACGGUAAUCUCGAUUCCACCCUUCACAACAUCCCUUGAGGUGGGCCGCAGCCAGGAUGCAUCAUUUGUUAUCGAAACGACGACCAUCACCGUCUAUGCGCCCAACAUUACGACAGAUCACAUGCCCAUGUCCAAUGUCAAUAUCUCGGUCGCCAAUCCAACAGAUGGCGGCGGCAGUACCGGUGGCAUUCCCCCUUUCUACGCCAUCCCAAGCAUUGACAUUCCCCCUAUUCCCGUCGUCGUCACGCCUCCAGAUGGCCCGGCGCUGCCUGACGACGACGACCCAUCUGGAGUCGACAUUCCAGACGACAGCGACCUACCAUCUGAUGAACAAAACCCAAUUAUUGAUCGACCUCCUCCUGGAACUGGACCUGCAAUGGUUUGGGACUGUCCACCGGGUGGCGUGUUGGAGAUUGAUGAGUUCCACGCCAUCUUGACGCUUGACAAUUGCCAGGGUCAAGUAACUUUGGGCGGUUGCGCACCUACGAGAACAACGGCAAUGGAUGCACCUCCUGAGAGCACACUUCUCAUUGGCUGCACCUUGUUCACGGGAACCCAGGCUCCUGAUAUCAAGCCAUUUCCUACAGGCUCAGAUAAUAUCAUUCAGCCCAUCUCCACGCCAGUACCAGAUCCCCCAAGAGAAGACGAUCCCGAAGAUUCCGACUCCGAGGACGAUGACGAGCCCGCGGGUGUCUAUCUGUCAUGCAAGGCUUGGUUCUUCUCCAUUUGCAUCGACUGGCCAGAACUCAAGGUCUUCGGUUGGGUUUUCCCUCCUCUGCCCCCGGGGCCCUAUAGGAGUGGCCCCCCAAAUAUCGACUGGCCAAAGCUUCCCGGUAUCACGGUCAAGGGAACUCUACCAAAAUGGCCGGCCAUCACGAUACCGGCCAAAGGCCCGAUUCCCACACCCGACAAGCCGAGCAACUGCAAGACCCAGACCGCCGAGCUUUGCAAGAUGACAACUUCGUACGCCGGCGUUGUGGAAGGUGGCACAACCAGAACCACCUCGUCUACAAUCAAGGAGACAUGUGCUACCGUCUACGGAUGCGAGGUGGAGGAUGAUACUUCGUCGACCGAGACCUUUGAAGGUUGCACUGCCACCCCGAUUGAAAAGCGCGAGGAGGUUGUCGCAACGCCAACUCCACAAGUUCAGGGAGAAGCUGUUGGUACCUCUACCCUCGAGGAGAGAUCUCGACCGUUCCUGCAAGCCAGAGCCAAGAAGAAGAGCCCGUGCCAAAUCGGAGAUGUCGUGAUCAUACCUGACGACCCUGAAAAUGUCCAGGCCAUCCGCACCUGGCUUGGAGACGUUAACAAUAACCCAAACAAGCAGCCAUGGUCAUACACAGAGACCAAGUCCGAUAGGGCAACGUUUACUGCCUUUUUCUACGUCGUCCAGCUUGACCGCGCAAGCUUGGACACACUCAGUGCCGCCAAAGGGACCUACGGUGUAAGUCAGGCGAAACUCGAGCGCAAGAACGGGAGCUAA